Molecule: messenger RNA, 2135 nt
Organism: Pseudogymnoascus verrucosus
Lineage: Eukaryota; Fungi; Ascomycota; Leotiomycetes; Thelebolales; Thelebolaceae
Exons: 3
Coding region: 227-1984 (585 amino acids)
Source: RefSeq, a predicted model, not a curated record
AAGGGUUCCUCUGAACCUCGAGGAUCCAGAAGAGAAGCGAAGAGCACUGCCUGCCUCUAUAUAAACUUGGGAAUCCGGUGCUCCUUCUAAAUCUCCUAUCCACUGUUGUCCACCGACAAUUAUCAAGUCAUUCUUCAGAGAACGCAUCGAUUCCGAUCGUGUCCCGAGCGGUCCUUUUCUAGUCCUUCUCAAUUUCACCUAAGUUUCGACCCCAAAAUCCGCCGAGAUGAAGGCUGUCGUGGUUUUCAAUGCCCUUUUGGCUCUCGCGGCCGCAUCCCCUUUGGUCCCUCGUCAGGAUAUUGACUUCGAGCUCGUGGAUGCCGCGCCGGACCCAACUCCCGCGUCGAUUGCCAUAGGACCCACGGCCCAAUCAGCCACCUAUGAUCUUACUGCUGCCACCGAAUCAGCUGGAGUUCCUCUGAUUGUUGACACGCCUGUGGAAAAGCGAAAACUCGUGGGAAGGACUGCAUGCUCCCUACAGCCGGCGGGAGCAGGACCUGUCCCAUCGCCAGACACGGAUUCGGCUUUCCUUGCCUAUGCCUCCUUCGCAUCGAGCGCCUCUGGUGCUCCAACCCCUCCUGGAUACACAAACACCUUCACCAACCUGCAAGCAAGUGUCAAUGCGUAUGGGUAUAUGGGAUAUACCACCCUUAACACAUACGACACGUCUCAGUGCGCUGCCCAAUGCUCUCAAAUGGAUAGUUGCUACGGUUUCAAUAUCUUCUUCGAACGCGAUCCUUCAGUUGAGGCAGGCACGGGUUGCAUGGAUCCGCCCUCGACGACGGUUAUCAAAUGCUCGUUCUGGGGUGGUUACGUUGCUGCGGAGAACGCCCUCAACACUGGACAAUGGAGAAGCGACUUCCACGUCGUCAUUGCCGGGUCCAACGGAUACAUGACUACCGAAUCUCCUGCCGUUGAGGGCUUCACGGUUCAAUCACUUGGGAACAAUGCCAUCAAUGCCCCUUUGGAUUGUAAUGGGAAUGAUACCUAUAUGGGCUCCAGGAUGUAUACAACAAGCACCUUCGAUCCCAACCUCUGUGCACAGACGUGUGCUUCUACAAAUGAGUUUGACAUUGCUCAUCCACCUGCUGACGGCGUACCUAUGAUCUGCAAGUUUUUUGUCACGUAUCUGUUGUCUAAGAAUGGCGCUCCUCAGGGGCAAUACUGCGCUAUGUACACCCAACCCUGGGACCUCUCAUACGCAACGAAUAAUGGUCAAUGGAAUGGCGAUGAUCACUAUACGGUCACUUACGGCUUCUCCUAUUCCAACGAUGCAUCACCAGGACUUCCAGUGUGCCCGAGCGACAUCGAUUACCUUCAGAGUGUUGGCGGCGAUUUCUGUACCUCGUAUAACGAGUAUUCAGCACCAACAGCAACCUCUACUGUAUUCGAUACAACUUAUACAACCACAGUUGUUGUUGCUACUGCACAAGAAACAUCCACUGUGGUUGUACACACCACUACUACUGCCACUAUCACAGCCGCAGCAUACAAGCGCGACGUCGUUGCCAAGCGAGCCAUCGCUACACCAGCGUCUAUCUCAAAUUGGGAAGCAGCAUCGAUUUCAUCGGCGUGCUCGCAAGUCGCCACAGGUACCAUCACCACCGCAGCAACAAAUACUGUCACCAUCCCCAGCACCACCACUAGUUCCACGACACAGUUAAAUCUCGUCUCAACAACUACCGCCGUCACCGCCAUAGUCACCGUCCCGGCUGUUGUCAAUUGCCCUUCGGGCUUCACCAGUGGCGCUAACGUCUACAGUGGUGCAAGCUUCACCGUCUCAUGUAGUGCCACCAUGUCUGGAACCACAUUCGCCACCACAAACGAGCCAAACUUACAAAAUUGUUUGUCGUGGUGUAAUUCCUGGGGCGCCUAUUGCCACGCUGUGAUCUAUGAUACAAGAUAUUACCAAAACUGCAUGCUGUACAGUGCUGCUGGAACCUUAAGUUCAUCGUCGACAGGUACCGUCGUUGUAAGGGCAUAGUAGAUAGAGUCAAAUUUUCUGUCUUGUUUAUCAAGUCAAAGCUCCCGAUUUUUUUUUAAAGAAUCUAGAAUGCUAAUAUGAAUAUUAUUAAUAUAUAAUUUAUACUACAAGUGGAAGAGUUGGUCAAAUUAACAAUAUUUAGCCUUAUGAA